Messenger RNA from Pseudophryne corroboree (corroboree frog), 1583 nucleotides. RefSeq lists its product as uncharacterized. The transcript is spliced from 21 exons. The record is from RefSeq and is a predicted model, not a curated record. Bases 5 to 1390 code for a protein of 461 amino acids. NCBI's taxonomy places the organism in Eukaryota, Metazoa, Chordata, Amphibia, Anura, Myobatrachidae.
CACAAUGGCUACUAACAUUCUGCUGAUGUUAUGUAUCUUCAGUCUCUGCAGUGCAGUAAAUGCAGAUUGUUCAACAACUGCGACAAAUCUAAGCGGAUCCAGUGCAACUGUUACAUGUCCAUCUGGGUGCGUGAACAGUGGAGCUCCUGUUUAUGGAACUGACUAUUAUACAGAUGAUUCUGCCAUUUGCCCAGCAGCGAUCCAUGCUGGAGCACUAACAAAUGCAGGGGGGAAUGUGACAAUACAAUUUAUUGUUGGUCAGAACAGUUAUAUUGAAACCACAAGAAAUGGAAUCACAACCAAACCCUUUACGAGGCAUUGGCCUAGGUCAUUUACAUUUCCCACAGUACCAAAGGAUCCUCAGCAGGUAAAUGCAGAUUGUUCAACAACUGCGAGAAAAGUAGGCGGAUCCAGUGCAAUUGUUACAUGUCCCCCUGGGUGCCUUGGCACGUCAGCUUCUGUUUGGGGAACUAAUAAUUACACAGAUGAUUCUGCCAUUUGCCGAGCAGCGAUCCAUGAUGGAGCAGGAACAGAUCAAGGGGGGAAUGUGACAAUUAAUUUUUUUUUUGGUCAGAAAAGUUAUAAUGGAACCACAAGAAAUGGAAUGACAAGCAAAGACUUUGGCGUAUGGGACAGGACAUUUACAUUUCCCACACCAUCAAAUCCUCCAACUCCUAAACCCACCGGAAACCCUACCCAAAGCCCACCAGAUCCAAAGUAUGUAGCGCAACCUGGGGAUAAAUCAGCAUGCUUGUCAAUUACAUUUGUAAAAACUGGAAAACUGGUUACAGCACUUCAAAACUUCCUCUGUGCAUGUCCUGAAAAUGCGGGUCAAGCUUUCAAUUUCCAAGAAUUUAAAAUGUUUUAUUUUGCGCUGAAAGCUGAACUUAAAUAUGUUGGUUGUGAUGUUAAUCUUCUUUUGGGUACAAAACUGAACUUGGAAGAUCUACUCUCUAAUGAUGUUGUGGAUGUGGAAAAACUAACACCUGCAGUAAAUACUUUAUUGGGGGGCCUUAACCUUGGCGGUGUAGUGAAACUUCUUUGCAAUGUGGUAACUGCUUUGAACACACCCUGUGUGCAAGAUCUACUACAGAAAGGUCUUCCAGACGUGACUGACAAUAUCAAGAACGCAUUAUGUGGUUUUAAGAAUUCCAACUCUAAAAUUGAACUCCUUGGAACCGUCUUGACCACUGUUGGCUGUGAGACUGAGUCUUUCAACACGGCUGGUCUGUCUGAUCAAGCUAUAGGAUUACUUAAUGGUGUUGUGGAAAACAUUUUGGAUCCUUUGUUGGCUACUGUGAUAACCAUUGUGGGAAGUCUUAUAGGAGGCCUUUUAAACCCCAUUCUUUGUCAGGAUGGAGGUCUUCUAGGUCUUGGAACUUUACUUUGAAAUCCAGUCGGCAAAUGAGUAACAGGAUUCCAACUGAAGCAAACUUGUUUCCAAAGGAGAAAGCUGAUUCCAAAUCUUUGCAAACCAAUGUUAAUGAUUUUCUGGCAAUGUAAUUUUCAUUAGAUACCCCAUGUUUUGGAGAAGUCUUGAUUGUUGCUUUAUUUCCUGAAUGAUUUUUUUAAUCAAUAAAAUU